AUGGCAUCUUUUAAUAGCAGUUUCUUGCGGGAGAUUGUAGAUGAGAUUGAUUCGCACUACAGCGAAGCUGAAGGCCUCCAAGAAGCAACCACAACCAGCAGCAGCAGCAGCAGCAGCAGCAGCAGUAGCGGCAACAGCAGCAGCAGCAACAACAGGAGGGGUUCUUUACCUAUUCAAAUUGAAUACGUGUUUAAGGCGUCUACGGCGGUAGCUCUACAGGCUCUUGAUGCUGGACAAGCGCAUAUGACAGAUAUAAAUAUGGUGCUGAGUCAGAAUCCUUUCAAUGGGCUAACGGGGUCUUCUCGUUAUAGUAGAUCAGAGCAGGUAAUAACUCAAUCUACAGUAGUUAUUGUUCGUGGCGACGCCAACAUUGCAAGUUUGCAUGCAUUAAGAGGGGCUAUAUUUCUUUCAGAAGAUCAGGAAAGCCGCACCGUAGUUGUAGACAGCCAGUGGAAUCAUCAGAGUCUUGCGCGUGUGCUUCCUCCAUAUACUAUUUAUGAAUUGCUUUCUGAAGGAGUGCCUGGGUCUCAGCUUAUAGAUGUGCUCCUCGAUGAAGAAGCUCUUGCUGCUACAACACAAAUGCCUCUCCCGUGGGUUCAUUACGGUCUUCGCCAGUUUGUUGCUGGAGCUACAUAUGCAACGGGUGCUUUCUUUCUAAUGGAUCGUCAUGGAAGCAAGUGCCCUACUGCAGCAAGCGCGAAAGCUGCUGCUGCUGCUGCUGCUGCCGCUGCACCUCCCCGUUCAGAACAUAUUUCAGGAGAUAAACCAGGAGAAGAUCCUGCUCUAUCUUCUCUGCGUCGGGAGUUAACAAAGAAAAGCGUUACAUUUCAGCGUCCUCAUUUACUUAGCGGCCGCCCUAAACCCGUAUGGGAUAGCGGCAGCUUUCCUGGAGAGGGGCCCCUGGGGGCCCCCCUUGUAGGAGAAGAUUCAUAUCCUGCUACUCCGGGCCCUUGGACAACUGAACCCUCUACUCCUGUGGGUGAGACAGAUCUGUUUGAUAGUUUAAAGAUGAAUUCCUUAGAGCCUCUUGCCUCUGGUCGUCGCUACAUACGGACGAGAAGUCUACAGGAAGCUUAUAAUGCUGCACUUGUGCAAUUGGUAAAUACUUCUGUAUUGGAUGGGUUGAUAGAAGAUUUACAAGAAAUUAAUAUUGUGCCUUUCUUUGACUGUGGAGGAACAGUACCGGGCUCUGUUUCAGGAAGCUUUCCUCUCCCGCAUCGUAUCCCAGCAGAUGAUGCAUUGAUGGAUAUUCUAAGAACAGGGGUGGUCUUAGUAGGCAUGCCAAUAGAGAUGCGUGCAGCAGCAGUUAGCCCAGAGGUGCUGUAUGCACAGAGAGCGACAGUAGAGGUUGUUGCUGCUAUAGGAGCAGAAUAUCAUACUACUUUACAAGCACGCUUCGUUCCAUUCCCAACGGCGCAACAUGUUCUUCGAGCUCUGCAUAAAGGCCUUAUUCAUCUUGCUGAUGCACGCGUAUUGUUUGAGUAUGCGAGCCCGCAUGCAAGGCUAGGCUUCAGAGUGAGACCGACAUGCGCACUUGGGGCUGCACGCCUAUGGAUGGUAUCGCAGAACAAAGAAGGGAUGACAUCUCUUGAAGAGCUUCAUGAAACAUUAGAUAAGCUGCCUGAUAGCAGCGACAAGAGAGUAGGGGUGGUGGAGCAGCAUCUUCAGAACACUGUCUGCAGCGUUCUACCCUCUGGUGUUGCUGUUCUCGUACUAGGGGUAGAAGAAGCAGCAGAAGCUCUUCUAUCUCGUGCUGUUGCUGCUGUCUUCGGGAUGGCUACGCAGCAGCGUCGCCUUCUUCGCUCUCUCCUCCACUUAGAAAAGAAGAUGGCGGAGCGAGAAGAACGCCCGUGGGAGAAGACAACACCGGACAACAGCACUGCAAGCAACAGCAGCAGCGGCGGCGGCAGCAGCAAUAGCAGCACUAACACCAGCAGCAGCAGCAGCAGCAGCAGCCAAGAGGCCAAACAGGAUGCACCGAAAGCAGCGACGCCGUAUGGAUCCCCUGGGAGCCGAUCCCCAGUUGGCGGCUCCCCAGAAGCCAGCAACAACAGCAGCAGCAGCAGCAGCCGCCCUUCUAGCGAGCGCUACGACAAUCUAAGUGAAGAUGGUUCUGGGGGGUUUUCUUGGCCUAUGCUGGCGCCUUCUUUGCAAUAUACAAAAGAUAUUUUUCAAGAGCUAAUGAAAGCAGAAGGGCUCCCUCUAGAGACACCAGAAGCUCCGCAGCAAAGUGCAGCCUCCUGGAUUGAUGUAGACACUGGAGUAACAGCUGUUGUGCAUUCUUUCUUUGCGGCCUCUCUGCGUCCCCCUAGAUCUUCCCAGCAGUAG
Eimeria acervulina is the source of this 2328-nucleotide messenger RNA. RefSeq lists its product as hypothetical. The coding region runs from base 1 to 2328 and encodes 775 amino acids. NCBI's taxonomy places the organism in Eukaryota, Apicomplexa, Conoidasida, Eucoccidiorida, Eimeriidae. The record is from RefSeq and is a predicted model, not a curated record. The transcript has a single exon.